AUGCACCUCUGAGAUGGUUUGCCAACCGCCAAUAAACACCAAAGAAGAAGAAGGAGAAGGAGAUGAGCCAUGAAGAGGACUCUUUUCUUUAAGUUGCUCUGUGCUGCCUUCAUUUGCAUCGGAUCUUUUACAGUUUACGUCGUUUGGAAUUUAAAGGAUCAGAUGAGUGACCAGACGCUGGAGUAUUUCCUGAGUCAGAGUCAGAUCAAGAAGAGGGACGCUUCCUCGGUCCGAUGGUCGCACGCUGUGAACAGCAGGAGCAGGCUGACGGAGGCUCUCUCAGGUCCCACUCAUAUGAUCGAGGCCGACAUAAUCAUGAGAGGUCGUGACCCCAAAGAGCCAAUCAUGGGACAUCCCCCUGACACAGACGGUGACAUCACACUGAAGGAGUGGCUGGAAGGAGUGAGGGAUUAUGACAAGGGAAUCAAACUAGACUUCAAGAGCCUGGAGGCGGUGUCUCCAUCUGUCAUUUUGCUAGAGGAGGUGCUGGCUCAGCCGGGCUAUCCUGUGUGGAUCAAUGCAGAUAUCCUCUCUGGUCCUGGGGGACAGGCCAGACCUCUGGAACCUCAGGCUUUCCUUUCUGCUGUGAGAACUCUUCCUACUCACACUGUGCUUUCACUUGGAUGGACUACAGGAUGGACUGCUGGGACAGAUAACACAGGUUACAGCUGGGAUAUGGUGCGUGAGAUGGAGGAGAUAUGUAGAACCCUUAAACAUCCUGUCACCUUCCCAGUACGCGCAGCUCUCCUGGCUCAGUCCUUCUCCCAGCUCACGUGGCUGCUGCAGCAGUCAGAAAGGUACACUCUAACAGUGUGGACCGGCCAGAAUGACAAGUUCACACUACAGGACUUGCUGCCCUACAAAAAACAAUUUGACAUCAGUAGGAUCUACUACGACCUGCCGGACUCUCAAUGGACAUAGCUUUGUAUGGCAUCGCAAGACAAUAACAGAGUCUGCCAGCACAUACUGAGAAGUAUGUCUGGUGGUAGUUUCUUAACUCUGACACCAGACCAACACCCCAAAAUGGAGAGGGAAAAGUGGAACUUGUCUCUGCCAAACCUUUCCUGUGGUUUGUCUGCCAUGGACAAACAUCAUGAUAUGCUACAGCAGUGGUUCCUAAUCUGGGGUCGGGACCAUCCAGGGGGUCGCAAGAUAAAUCUUACGCCAAAUUCACCACAGAGCAGUGGUGGUUGCUCCCGAGCUCACCAAGCUGUGGCCGGUGAAGUGCUGCUAAACUAAAAGUUGGAAAAAGUUUAACUUUUAGUGGCAAAAUGUGGCCAGAGAGUACAAUCAGUUAACAGAUCCUGUGACUGCUGUGACAUGUUGACCCAUGUUUUAAGAGUUUUCUCCCACCUGAAACACAUGAACAUGACUCCCGGCUGCAGAAAGAUGUAAUGAUUGUGGCAAGCCACACUUCGUCUCAGUGUGAAUUUGGCAUCAAGUGUCAUGAUUAAUAAGAUCCUAUUUUAAUCAACCACAGGGGCACUCAAGCCUGUAGACAACGUGGGUGGUGCUACAGGUUCAUGCAACCCAAUUAAUGUGACAGUCAUGUGAAGUUUCCAUGUUGCCAUUUUGUAACAAUUUCCAUGCGAAUUUCAGCUCGUCUGUAAAAUGCCAUAAAAAAUAUAUGAUCAUGUAAAGGAUAAACCCUUUUUUAAAUAAAUACAGUAAAGGUGUUUUUUUAGAUUUCCCCCACCUGUAAAUAACUAUAAAUAAAAUGACUAAAAGUCCAGGAUUUAUA
Sebastes umbrosus (honeycomb rockfish) is the source of this 1741-nucleotide messenger RNA. RefSeq names its product family with sequence similarity 151 member B (gene fam151b). Bases 70 to 921 code for a protein of 283 amino acids. The transcript has 6 exons. NCBI's taxonomy places the organism in Eukaryota, Metazoa, Chordata, Actinopteri, Perciformes, Sebastidae. The record is from RefSeq and is a predicted model, not a curated record.